UCGGUCCAUCCCACUUUGCCAAAAGGCCGUCGUCCCAAGGUGCCUGAUUUCCGCCUGUUGUCGAUCAAUCCAUCAGCCGCCACAAUUUGCGACAAUAAUGCCUUUCCACUAACCGCAACCCUGCGACUCCUCUUCGUGAUAUCACUCGGCAGUCUACUCGAAAGGCCUUCCUAUUAUUUCUUCCGUUUCGAUCAACGUCCAUAGAUGAUUGGUUAUCACCCUGGUAAAGUAAUCGGGUUUAUCAGAUACCGGCAAUCAUCCCGCCGCCCAGUCAACGAAUGCUCUCACCCUUCCCUUGGGUCGCGCCUCAUUCUUAGAAACGGCGCGAUACUCAAAUCUCUUCUGGCUCGAAACCAGGCCCCAUUCUCGAGAUGCCCAACGACAACCUCCUCACCGACGAAUAUGUCGCCGAGCUGCUGGCUAAAGAGGCAGACGACUGCUCGCUAAAGUACUCCAGCAUGGGCAUGGAUGCGUUCCGCACCGACAAGAAACCGGCAAACAUGCCCAAGCCAAACACGCGUUUCCUGCGUCACAUCAUCAAGGACACCAACACGCACAACAAGAACCUCCUCGCCAGGGAGGCGACCGAGUCCCGCGCGCGGCUGAAGGACCUCGAACACGCCGAAGAGAAGGAGAGGCGGAGGAAGGCCGGGCCCCAGGACAUCCGCAGGCGGCAGAUGGGCGACAUCAAGGCCAUCCUGGGAGACCGCAAGGGCACGCCCGGCCGCGCAGGGCGAGCCGACAAAGAGAAACCGCAGACCAAGGACGAGGCGCCGCAGGGAGGAGGGUUCUCGAUCAAGGGCAGCAGCGGUCGGCGGGCGACGCACGAGCGGGAGCGCGGGUCUGCCGGCGACGGCGACGGCGGCGGCGGUGACGUGUCCGACUCGGACCCGCUGGACGACUUCAUCGGGCCGGCGCCGCCGCAGCAGGUCCGAUCGCGGGGCCGCGGCGCGGCGGCGGGGACGUCGGGGAUCGACAAGCGCUUCGAGGCGGACUACGACCCCAAGGCGGACGUGGAGAUGGCGGAGGCCGGGGCGGGGGCGGGGGACUGGGACGACGCCGUGGAGGCGUUCCGGGACCGGCGGAAGUGGCGGCAGAACCAGGAGCAGCGGAUGCGGGCGGCGGGGUACAGCGACGAGAUGAUCAAGAAGUGGAGGGAGGGCGGCGGCGGCGGCGCGGGCGGCGAGCAGAGGGACGAGCGGGACGUGCGGUGGGCCAAGGCCGGGGAGAAGCGGGAGUGGGAUCGCGGCAAGGAGGAGGAGGAGGGGGUCAGCGGGCUGUUUUCCGAGUUCAACUGA
Messenger RNA from Colletotrichum navitas, 1298 nucleotides. RefSeq lists its product as uncharacterized. NCBI's taxonomy places the organism in Eukaryota, Fungi, Ascomycota, Sordariomycetes, Glomerellales, Glomerellaceae. The transcript has 3 exons. The record is from RefSeq and is a predicted model, not a curated record. The coding region runs from base 372 to 1298 and encodes 308 amino acids.